Molecule: messenger RNA, 2945 nt
Organism: Seminavis robusta
Lineage: Eukaryota; Bacillariophyta; Bacillariophyceae; Naviculales; Naviculaceae
Source: the annotation of a GenBank genome assembly
GUACGGUACAGUGUGUGCACCUUGUGAGUGCGUGAGAUCCAAAGCUGGUCCACUGAGAUCGAGAGUGAACGACUCAGCUUGAACAACACAGCCCUGCCAACUCACGAGCACGACAAGGCCAGCCUGAGAGACUCUGAAGGGGAAGCACAAAUAAAUAGACUCACUCGAAAGGUGAAUGUCAAGUAGCACGUACAUGUACUCAGUGCAAGAGUUGCAAAUUCACCCAACUCAAGGGGAGUAGGGUACUGGUAUCAUUCCAACUUUUCCAACAACGAGCUAUUAUAACCAACAACCAACAACAAUCUCCGCCUCUAACCAAAAGAUGGCCAGUGUCAGUAACAGCAGUGAUGCAGUGGAUGGUAGCAUUACCAAUGGGGACAGCGACCGUGGUGGAUACCCAUGGACCCGCGCAGGUUCCAGUGUGGUCCAACUCGACGAGAACACACGAUUUGGUCAUCUGUUGGGUCUUCACACACUGAGUACUACAGAAGUCAUCAAUGGAGAAGUGGAACGAUCCAUCAUCAAUGUUUUCUAUACCGGCACAGCCGCCGCCUUUCUGGCUUGGAAACACUUUGAAGAACGGCGAGGAGAUAUCCUGCCGAAUCUACCGUCUCUGUUGGAUGGUUGUGAUUUCCACAUGUCUUACCAGUUGCACGAUAAUCGCUGGUCAGGAUUGGAAGCAGCAACCAAUCUACUUGGGGCAUUAGAGGAUGACAACAACAGGGAGAACGCUUCUCCCGUAGGAGAUCCCUUUGCCUUCUUUGGAGACUAUUGGUCCUCCGUUUCCAAACCCCUGGCAAUACUGGGUGGUGCCUUUCAGAUACCGCAGAUGACUCUUGCCAAUGCGGUUGAACUGGGAGACUUUCCGUUCCUUUCCAGCACUACAGCAUCUGUAGCGCGCGAUGCAGAGGCUGCAAUCUUGUUCUUUAGAGAUUUGGGUGUGAAAGACCUAGCCGGCAUAUUCAUAAAUGACAGCUGGGGGAACAGCUUCCAUGCAUUCAUGAGGAAGUUUGCUUUGGACCACGGCAUCAGACUUACAAGCUUUUCAUAUGACAAGAACAACAUUGAAAGGUCUAUAAUAGAUCUGAAGGAGUCUAAACGGCGCCAUGUUAUUGCCGUCAUGCAUGACUGGCGACAAGUCCUUCGAAUAGCGCACCAGCACGGCAUUGUGGGGAAUCCAGAGUACUUUUGGUUGGCAAGCGAAACCAAGAGUUGGACCCAUGAUACGUUUCGUCUAGACAAGGAAACUGAUGCCGACCUGGCACAUGCUUUGCAUGGAAUAGCAACAAUCAAUCCAUACGUUGAUCCAAAUCCGGCUUUUGAACAGGCAAUGUCUGACCUGAGGAACGAUCCUACGGUGCAACAAGAGUACCUGUCUACCAUGGCUGAACCUGAACUUUUUGAUGGCUUUGAUUUCUCCGUGUAUGAACCAUCACCCUUUCUCUAUUCAACGUUUGAUGCUAUAUUGACAAUGGGCAUCGCGGCUUGCAAUACACCACAUCCACUCUUCAAUGCUUCCGAGCUCUUCCAAACCAUCACUCAAACCAGCUUUAUGGGAUUGUCGGGGAAUAUCACAUUGGAUCCUAUCACAGGUGUGCGGAUCUCAGAGACGGUGGACUUUGGCAUCGAAUACAUCUUGUUGUCUGAGGAAAAGUCUGAUGACCAGUCCUUUCGAUUUGAUUCUCGGUUGGCCACUGUGGUGGUGGGACAUCAACUAGAACAUCGAGCCCCAAUGGUCUUCAAUGACAACACGACAAUUCUACCUCCAGCGAUACCACCAGUUGAGGGAGUGAACUUGAAUCUGAUCCCCCCUGCUGCCCUCGUGGUGGGCUACAUCAUGGCAGCUGUUGCCAUUUCAACUUCCUUUGGCUUUUGCACGUGGACAGUUUACAACCGAGCAACACCAUUCGUUCGUGUUUCUCAGCCAUUCUUCCUCUUUCAGUUGUGCUUGGGCACCUUCCUAAUGGCUCUGGCAAUUAUCCCCCUCAGUUUACCGGGUUCUAGUCCAGAACAGGGUCCCAACCGUGGACUAGAUGCUGCGUGCAUGUCUGUAAUCUGGCUGGUAGCACUUGGCUUUGUCAUUUCCAUGUCAGCACUGCUCUCCAAGACAUGGCGCUUGAUCAAGUUGUACCAAUCGGGGAGCCGACUCAGAAGAAUCAAUAUUAAAAUCAAGGAUGUCAUGUUGCCCUUUGUGGUGCUGAUGGUCAUCAAUGUGACCCUUCUGCUGUGUAUAACCUUGGUGACGCCUUUUACCUACCAACGAGUUGACAUGGAGAACUAUGACCAAUUUGGACGGAACCUGGAAUCGUAUGGCACCUGCAACUACUUCCGCCCAACAGACACCCGAGUCUGGGCAUUUGUGAUACCCCUGUGGCUUGUCGAUUCCAUUGCCAUUUUCAUUGGAAUGUACCAAUGCUACAGGACAAGGAAUCUGGCUAGAGAGAUUAGUGAAUCCUACUAUCUCACGUUGAUCAUGGGCAGUAUCAUUGAGACUCUGUGUCUGGGUGUGCCCAUGUUGGUGGUUGCAUCCGACAAUCCCACUGCCAGUUUUUUGGUUGGAUCAUUUCUGCUGUGUGCCAGUUGUUUGACAGUGUUGUUGCCCAUUUUCAUUCCCAAGUUCUAUGCCCGAAAACGAAAUGCCCAAUCCGUCAUGAACUUGAUGCGGCAAACAUCGCAGCAACGUUCUUCGUGGGGCCGCUCUGACAUGACCCUUACUGCUGAACAGAUGAGAACUGGAAUCACUCCGGUAUUUCGUCCGUCCUUGGAUCCCAGUUCUGCAAAUGGUGUCCUUCGCAAUGUUUCCGGUCUAGAUCUCACAUCUCAUGUGGAUCACUCGGGUGGUUUCAUGAAUGCCAGCAUUCAAUCUCACUCUGUAAGAUGAUUUUAAUAAAAUGCAAAUUGCCUAGCUAGCUAGCGUUGUUUUAUUUGAAUAGAACUUUGCGUCU